Thermothelomyces thermophilus ATCC 42464 is the source of this 1353-nucleotide messenger RNA. RefSeq lists its product as uncharacterized. Gene Ontology annotation, cellular component: nucleus. The transcript has a single exon. The coding region runs from base 285 to 1256 and encodes 323 amino acids. The record is from RefSeq and is a predicted model, not a curated record. Lineage: Eukaryota; Fungi; Ascomycota; Sordariomycetes; Sordariales; Chaetomiaceae.
CUUGACAAUUGGCAAACAGCUGCUUGUUUCGCCCGUUUCUUCAACCUUGUGUCUUGUCCCUAAUCCAUCAACGAACGAAAAGACGAGCCAAGUGCCUGCGAAACGCACCAGCACUGGCCAGGUUCCUCUCUGUCCAAUUGCCCCUUAGAUACAGACUUGCUCGCUUGAAGACCGCCUACUCGGUGUACGGAUUGAGGAACGAGUUGCUUCAAUCAAACAGUGCACCCUCACACUGAAACAUCGACCCGCUACACGCGGACGACCAUUUGAAUCCGUCAACCGCCAUGUCCUCUCGUUUCGUCUCGGCCGGCGCGAUCAACGCGGCAACAGGGGAGGAAGUCUCAUCAUCAUCACUCCCGAACCAGCCGGCAUCAUCGGCAACGACGGCGACCUCGGCGGCCAGCUCCAAGGCUGCCGAGAGGCAGGCGGCCUGGGCGGCCGCGACCGCCCAGCUGGAGGAGGACCGGCGCCGCCGCCGCGAGCAGCAGCAGCAGCAGCAGCAGUCCUCCCAGGAGAAGUCGCUCUACGAGAUCCUCCAGGCCAACAAGGCUGCGAAGCAGGCCGCCUUUGAGGAGGCCCACCGGCUGCGCAACCAGUUCCGCCCGCUCGACGAUGACGAGGUCGAGUUCCUGGACGAGGUGCGCAUGCGCAAGCGAAGGGAGGAGGAGGAGGCCCGCAGGGAGGUGGAGAGGGGGCUGGCCGCUUUUCGGGAGGCUCAGAGGAGGAGCGGGAGCGGGAGCGGGAGCGGCGGCGGUGGUGGUGGUGGCGGCUCCGACGAGGAAGCGGAGGCCGGAUCGGAUGGGGAGGGCCCGCUCUCGGUGGGUGGGGAGUUUGGCUUCGGCGUUGUCGGGAGGAAGCGGAGGAAGGGGGACGCGGGCAAGGAGAAGAAGAGGCUCAGGGGGGUGGGCGUCAUCAAGAGGGCGUCGACGGGCGGUAGUGACGGUGGCGGCGGCGGUGAUGAGGUGAGCCACGAGAGGCAGGAUGUGGAGGACAAAGCUGGUAAGGCUGGCGGGAGGGAAGAGUCGGUCGGGAGUAAGGGGGAGGCGAGCGACAAGGGAGUAGCUGGGGAGCCAGAUGCGGGUGCACGAGCGGAGGGGUCGACAGCAGCAGCUGUUGCGAAGGUAGAGGCACCGGAGGCGGCACCGGCAACAACACGAACACCAGCACCAUCAGCCUCGGGAGCGCCCCCAAGUAUAAGCACAUCAAAGCCCGGGGGUUUGCUGGUAGACUACUCGUCUGACGAUGACGAAGAUUGAGCCGUAGCAAUACUCUCCCACACUCUUUGUUAAUCAUGAUGGCGAGGACCAGACACGCCCCUUGCUGUCGGGGCCACAUGUUCAGAUAGGACUCAAU